Messenger RNA from Rubroshorea leprosula, 3906 nucleotides. Lineage: Eukaryota; Viridiplantae; Streptophyta; Magnoliopsida; Malvales; Dipterocarpaceae. The record is from the annotation of a GenBank genome assembly.
AAUUUAAGAAAAGUUAAAAAAAAAUGAUAUUAAUUGGACACAAGGGAUAAAUACAAUUGCGCAUUAACAAUAUGACCAUUAGUGGCCAGGAAAGGAAAACACAUGCAACCAAAUGGGCAGUACAAGAAACGGAUCAUGGGAAUGGAAGUUAUGAUGGGGAAGAAAUUUGUUCAAUUGGGAAGCCUUCAGAGAAGUAAUGCACGGGGACUUGAAAGGACAGUAGGACAGGAGCGUGAGGGGAACCGAAAACCAACAUAUGGGUAUGGUAAAGGGGUUCUGGAGCAAGCAACCUCUUUUUUCAUCACAAAAUUUCCAAAAGAUGUGGAGAUGGGAGAUAUGUGGCAAGCAUUUGUGAAAUGCGGAAGGGCAAUUCAGAUUUUCAUUGCACAAAAGAGAGAUAGAUGGGGACGUCGGUUCGGCUUCACCAGAUUCCUUGAUGUGGCAAACCCGAACUCCCUGGAGGCUAAGCUUAAUCAAAUCAAAUUUGAGGCCUUGAAAGGAGGGAAAAGCAAAACCCAUGGUCAGGCUCAAAGGAAGGAGUGGCAGAGGAAAAGGCAAGGAAUUUCAGACAAGUCUCAGAUGGAGAGCUGGCACGGGCUUGAGGUGAAGGUGGAGGAAGAAGAUAUGGAAUGGUUGAGAAACAGUUUUGUGGGGUUUGCCAAGAGUCCCGAAAUCAUCUGCAAUCUUCAGGAAAAAUUCCUAAUGGAAGGUUACUUCUCAGCAAAAGUAACACCAAUGGGUAGUAAUAUGGUAUUGAUCACUUGCGAAGACAGUGAGGAACUAAAGAAUCUAGUAGAAACUGGGAGAGACUGGCCUGCACAGUGGUUCACAGAUACCAAACCUUGGAAUCCCGAGUUGGUUGCAGCAGAAAGAUUUACUUGGUUGAGAUGCCAAGGGGUACCAUUACAUAUAUGGAAGAGCAGCUUCUUCGAGACAGUGGCAAAUCUCUUUGGAAAAUUUAUCUCCCUUGACAAUAGUACUAUUAAAAAAUCACGAUUGGAUGUGGCCAAAAUCUUGGUCAUGACACCUUCUCAGGCUAAUAUUCAGAGGGUGAUAAAGGUUAAAGCCAGGGAGUCCACAUUUCAAAUUAGAAUCUCAGAGGAGUCAGGGAUUGAUAAUUUAUUUUCUCUCCACUCUGACUUUGUACUGUGCAGAAAUGAAGAAUCUGAGGAUGAAGAAUGGUCAGAUGAAUCAAAUUGGGGUGAAACUGAAAACGAACAUAAUUGGGAUGGUUGGCAAAUUAUGCAGGAUGAUGAAGAUAGGGAGAUCAUGGAGGAAGUCGAUUCAGGAAGGAAGAGAUGGGGGGUGUCGCCGGAGCCGGAGCUGGAGUCGGAGGUAGAAAAAGUUUCUGAAACCAAGCUGUCAGAAAAAGUUCCUGAAACCACGCUGCCAAAAAAAGUUGCAUUUAAUGCUGAUGGAUGCAAUUCAAAUUUGUUGGCGGUAGCAAGCAAAGAGGGUAGUUCCGAGGAGGAUCAUGGAGUAGAUCUAUUGGAAAAUGGAAAAAGCAAUGCUAAAGACGGCAAUGAGGAAAUCGGCUCUGACAGCUUGCACAAGGGUAAGGAAGGAGACAGAAAUGUGUACCAGCAAAAUGUCAAUCAAUUGGGCCUUAUGGACCAAAACACCUCACAGUUGAGAUUGGAUAGCAACAGUGUUGGGGAGGGCAUGGGCUCCCAACAAGGAGUUAAAAUACUAAAAAGGACUAUCACCCAGGCCAAUGAAAAAAGUGAAGACUCAAAAGAAGUAGGCGACUUGGAAGACGGGAGAAGGAAGGUGGGAGAGGAAGAGAAAAGUACUCAGCCAUUUUGGGAGGGGCUAGCAAGUGAUGACGAGAUCCUCCAAGCAAGGGCAGAAUGCCUGGCUCGAGAUAGAGCAAGAAAAGGAAAGUGGGUCAAGCAAAUGAAGGGAAGAAGGAAACGUAAGAACAGAGCAAGCAUUGGUGAAGAUAAUUUGAAGAGCAUUCACCAAAUGGCUGGAAUUGAAGGGGAAUGCAGUUCCUCGAAUUGUAAAAAUGAAAGCAGUAAGAAGUGGAAACAAGAAGCAGCAGAAUUUUGGGAAAUAGGGUUGAGGCUAGGGCUGAUUUAUAAGGGCAAUGUGGAGGACCUUAUUAGGCGAGUGGGUGAAAUGGAGAAAAGAGAUAGAAUAGCUUUGGAAACAAAACUUGAAGUGUUCGAUGAUAAAAUAGCAAAAUCCAUCUGGGGUGAUGAGCAUUGUGCAUGGGUUGCAAAAGAUGCAAGAGGAAGAUCUGGAGGAAUUGCGUGCGUAUGGAAUCUAGAUUCGUUCAACAUGGUGCGAAGAAUUGAAGGUAGUGGCUUUAUUGGAAUGUUUGGUUUCUGGGGAAAUGAUGCAGUGCCUUGCUUUCUUAUAAAUGUUUAUUCUUCCUAUGAUAAGCAAGAGAAAAGAAUCUUUUGGGGUGAACUCCUCGACUUAAUUAAGGCAAAUAGAGGUGGAAAUUGGUGUGUUGGAGGGGAUUUUAAUGCAGUACGAGACCAAGAUGAAAGAAGUGGGAGGUACAUUGAUGCUACAGAUAUGAGAGGUUUCAAUGACUUCAUAUUAGGAGCAGGCUUGGAGGAAAUACCUAUGUUGAAAGCUUGGAACAAAGAAGUAUUCGGAGGGGUGGAUAGAAAUAUUGAUGCAGCUAGAGAAGAAAUAAAGCGGUUAGAUGAAAAAGAGGAGAAUGGUGGGCUUACAAGCAUGGAGAUCGGUAAAAGAAAAGAGAAUUUUCAGAAGCUCAUGGAGUGGAGCCUUUAUAGCAAUGGAGAAUGGAUCGAAGAUGUCGGUGAGGUAAAGGAGCUGGCAAGAAACUACUUCAAAGGUAAAUUUGAAGAAGAAAAGUGGAGCAGACCUACACUAGGAGACUUGCAAUUCAAGAAGAUUAGUGAAGCUGAUAAUAAGUUCUUAAUCUCCAAAUUCUCUUCUGAGGAGAUUGAUGAAGCAGUGUGGGGAUGCAAUGGAACCAAAAGCCCAGGCCCAGAUGGUUUUAAUUUCAAUUUUAUUAAAAAGGUUUGGCCAGUUAUUAAGGAGGAUGUUUAUGCUUUCUUAGCAGAAUUUCAUGAAAAUGGCAAGCUAGUUAAAGGGAGCAAUGCUUCAUUCUUAGUCUUGAUUCCUAAGAAGGACAACCCUCAAAGUCUUGGGGAUUACAGGCCAAUUUCUCUCAUCAGCAGCAUGUACAAAAUAGUCUCCAAAAUACUUGCUAAUAGGCUGUCAAAGGUGUUGGACUUGGUGAUAAGCCCUAACCAAACAGCUUUCAUUGGAGGAAGACAUAUAACAGAUGGCAUAAUCAUCACCAAUGAGAUCAUUCACGAAGCUAAGCAGUCAAAGAAACCAAUGCUGGUGUUCAAAGAAGAUUUUGAAAAGGCAUAUGACAGCAUUAAUUGGGAAAUCCCAACAAAGGACAACUUGAUGAAGCGGGGAAUGAAUGACCAAGGCAAUGAAAAAUGUGUGCUGUGUGAUCUAGAAGCAGAAAGCGUGGAACAUCUUUUCUUCAAGUGUAACGUAUCAUGGAGCAUUUGGGCAUCAUGCUAUGACUGGUGGGAUCUCAAAGUAGCUAGCCACAGUAAAGGAUGGCCCCAUCUUGAGCAACACACUGGCAUGAUAUCCACAGGUAUGCAUUAUGCCCAGACCUUGUGCAAGACAAAUGGUGUUCAAAACCAACAGAAGGCUACACGAGAAUGCAGCAACGAGUUUGAGAUUAUUGAGCACUCAAUGGACAUCACUGAAGAAGGUUUGAUGACGGUAGAAAUAUGAUGGAUAAAUGUUUUGAAAUCAUGUGUUUGAUCACUUUCUAUUGCUGUAGGCUGCGGUCAUAUUUCCAGGAGCUUUUGCUAUGAAUGGAACUUUAUGUUUUAGUAAUGUAAUGGAUUUUGAGUACGUCCUGUACUCCAUGAAUAAUAUAUUUUCUUUGCUGAU